Molecule: messenger RNA, 4525 nt
Organism: Microplitis mediator
Lineage: Eukaryota; Metazoa; Arthropoda; Insecta; Hymenoptera; Braconidae
Product: homeobox protein OTX1 B-like
Exons: 4
Coding region: 150-1541 (463 amino acids)
Biological process (GO): regulation of transcription by RNA polymerase II
Cellular component (GO): nucleus
Molecular function (GO): DNA-binding transcription factor activity, RNA polymerase II-specific; RNA polymerase II cis-regulatory region sequence-specific DNA binding
Source: RefSeq, a predicted model, not a curated record
GGGGACCUGCAGUUUGCUCGAGACUCUCGGUUUAUACGCAUCGUUUGUUAAGUUUACCCUAAACCUAUAAUUAUUACCAGUAGUGAACAGUUUUGUUAACAACAAAACUGCAUGUUACCAUUUGGAUAUAAGUUUAUAAUUUAUUCAAAAUGAUGACUAUAGACCAGCGGAAUAGUGUAAUCAAAGUGGAGGACCAUCCGGAUCGAUAUCCGUAUCCAGACAUAAAAGAAAAUCUGUCGACGGCGAAGCCGUUUGACCCGACAACGACGACUCGCGAAGAGCAGCACUGGUGGUGCGAGGGUGGUUACGGUGGUAACGAGAUUGAAAAAGAUAGGGGUACAGCAGUGGCGGCGAGUGAGCUGGCUUGCAUACAGGCCUACAUGGCGGGGUAUUUGAUGAAGGCAGGCGCCCCGACCGGAGGUUCUCAAUAUCAUCCACACAGCCAUCACGGCAUGGGAGUUGGUUCACACCCUCACCCACAUUCCCAUCCUCAUCCGGGUGCUCCUCAUCCCGGUUUGGGAUCGCCAUUUGCUCUUGCUACACAUGGACAUCCUCAUGGCCACCCACUUGAUCAUGGACUUGGUGCCUUUACUCAGGGUGUUACGCAAAGAAAACAAAGAAGAGAACGCACGACGUUCAGCAGAGCACAAUUAGAUGUUCUAGAAGGAUUAUUUACAAAAACAAGAUACCCAGAUAUAUUUAUGAGAGAAGAAGUCGCCAUGAAGAUAAGUCUGCCCGAAUCACGAGUGCAGGUUUGGUUUAAGAACCGCCGAGCAAAGUGUCGGCAGCAAUUGCAACAACAACAGCAGCAACAAGGCCAGCAGCAGCAACAGCAACAUCAGUCUCAAACAACACCAUCAAAGGCAUCCUCAAGAUCAAGCCAGCCGACGAAUCAGUGCACGAAUAAACCACAGGCACAGCCGGCAUCGAAUAAUAAUCAAACAACAGGAACGACGGGAGCAGGAGCUGUACAAAAUCGUCGUACAUCACCGGAAUCACCACCACGUGGCAAAGAAGCACCCGCUUCAAAUUCAUCACCCCUUAUGUCAACCAACGCAACGACAUAUCCACGAUUGGGUGCAACGCCAACUGGCGGAAGUGGUGCAAGCAGCGCACUAACAACACCGUCACCUCCAUUAACACCAGGCUCAAGUCAACUCCCACCAUCGUCAUAUCCACCACCAAUUAAUCAAAUUCAUCACAGUGACUACGGCUUCCCGUGGAGUUCAGCGUCGCCCGGUAACGCCGCCAGCCAGUGUUACGCCGCCGGACAGACGGCUUACAACAGCUAUCAGAAUCAUUAUGCAUCUGGUGAUUAUUAUCAAUCACAACUGUCUCACAUGCAUCACAGUCCUCAAAGUAAUUACCAUCACCACCAUCAUCAUUCCCAGUAUCAUCCCAACAUGUCUCUGACAUCUUCAAUGUCGCAUUUAGGUCAUCAUCAUUUGAAUGCAACCGCUAAUGAUAUGUCCGCCUCAUCGCCAGGUGACUCUUCAGAUACUUAUAUUUUACCGGAACAAAAAUACCAAGCGAUGGUCUAGCGCACAAACCAAUUGAUUGCGUCGGAUGUUGUUUUUCAUCGUAAUCAUCAAUCACCAAUCGUUAGCACCAAUGAUGAUGAUGGUAACGAUGAUUAAAUUUUGUACAUUUCAAAUUAUAGUUCCGUUAUUGAAUUUCGUAGUUUAAAAAAUUGUAAUUAAUUAUCGAUAAGUACGUUGUUUAAUUGUAUGAGUCGACAUUUAAUUUAUUUGGAAAAUUAAUUAUUAUAUUACAUAUAAUAACUAAUUUUUUUUAUCACCUGCGUUGAAACUCUGAGGUUAAGUGUCUUUAGCCAGUCGAAAUGAACCAAUCGCAGAAAUCGAUCAGUUUCUGCUCGUUAAAUUAGCUUAUAACUAUUUCAUCUCUGCCAUCGUGGCGCUGGUUCGUUAUAGGCUUUUAAAUAUUUGUCAUUCUAACAAUGACUAGAACUGACAGUAGUGGUUGGAAAAUUUUUUAAGUUAUUUCAGUUCCGUUAAAAAAAUUUUGAAAUUAAUAUAAAGUCAUUAAUUUCUAUGUCAAAUUUGAUUACUCUCUAAAAGUGAAGAAGUGAAUCUGCAAUAAUUUUCAUAAAUUCAAAUUUAGGGAGUAUUAUAUUUUUCCCGCGCUACCACUUUUUUGAAUAGGUGGAGCACUGUCACUCUAAACUAGCAAAUCACUAAUUUUGUUCUAGAGAAUAUACAAGAUAAAAAUUUUAGAGAACCGCAGUAUGAUUUUUUUGCCACGCUACCAGUCUGAAAUUCGUCUAUUUCGACUGGCUCUAGAUUUAAAAACUCUCUGUUUUAAUGCAGGUGAUAUGAAAAUUAUAUUGCGUGUCAAGGAAUUAAACACGAUGUGAACUCAUUGUUUCAUCUCUUGUCACGCAAUAUACUAUUGUUUAAGCGAAAUGAUCUCGUUAAGAAAAAAGGAAAAACAACAUUAUUAUCUAAAGUGAUUUAGAUUUCGGAUUUGGAUUCGGAUUAACCGAUCGUUUUACUGGUUUAAUUAACUUGCAUUGUACAGGAUCAUCGCUUUUCCCGUCGUGUCAUAUGCGGAGUUAAUUGUCGUGUAAAAAUCUGCUUGCAUUAUAAAAGUUGAACAAUUUUGAUUUUUUUUUUUUUUUUUUUUUUCAUCAAUUAUCUAAUGAUUUUUUUUUUUAUUCAUGGUCAUUGUUUAGUCUGCCACAAAAGGCCGGAUUCUGCAUCAAAAUCCGUAUUGUUUUUUUUUUUUUUUUAAAUUUGUUAAUAUAAUUAUAAUGCUAAGAUUUUUUGUGUUUAAGCACAAAAUCUUGUAAUUUUUGUGUUGUUAUUAUGUUAUAUAGAUAAACUACGAUAGAUUCAUAUCAAAGAGGAUCAGUAGGAGAAAUUGUAAAUAUUUAUAGUAAUUAGUAUGAAUGAUAGUAAAUUAAGAUUAAUCAUAUGAUCCGUGUAAGAUUUACUAAAUUGGUUUAAUUGCUGAUUAACCUAUAUGUAUAUAAUUAUAUAUCUAUAGGCGUGGGUGAAGUGAAACAAAACUGUGGAGCAAAAGAGGACAUCAUUUUUUAAUAAAAAAAAUUUUUUCCUAAAUUUUUAUAUAUAUGUCUCUAGAAAAAGUAUGAGAAAAAGCGGUCACAGUUUUAAAUUUUGAUCAAAAAAAUUUUUUGUGUUGACUAAAAUUUAAAAUAAAAAAAUAUUAAUGCCUGUAAAAAAAAAAAUAUACAAAAUUUGAAUUUAAUUAUAAAAAUUAUGGAAAAUAAAUAAAUAUCAAUUUCACGUUACAGCUGAGUCAUAAAAUCCCUGUACAGAAUUCUGUUAUAAAUUUAUAAAAAAAAUCCAUUUUACUCCCAAGUUAAAUUUUCGCUGAUUAAUAAUUUAAUAGCUUAGAUAAUUAACACGAGAAAUUUUUUUUUGGUCACAAUCAGAAAUUUUCGUACUAAAAGUAACCAACUUCAUAUUUUUUGUAGAAAUUUUAUGUAAACAUUUACGAAAAUAAAAAUUAUGUUUUUGUUAAAAAAUGUCCCAUUUCGCCCCGUUGGCUUAUUUCGUUCCACCUUCUACACGAGAAAUUAUUCUCUUCAAAUUCUAUGGUCUCUUAGUAAAGUCGGACCAUGUUGGCCACCUGCAAAAAUUGAGAUAAACACAGCGAAAAUUACUAUGGCCACAGUAAAAUAGACGACGAUUAUAUCCCAAAUUAUUGUAACCACUGUCAAUUUUACUCUGGCCACGUAAUUGUCGCUGUGUUUAUUUCAAUUUCUACCAGAUGGCCACAUGGUCCAGCUCUACCAUGACACCACAGUAUUUCAAACAACAUUAAUUUCUCCGUGUAUAUAUAUAAGUUUAAAUCGUUGACCGCAAAGUAAUAAUCAAGGAUAAUAUCAAAAUAUUAAUUAUAAUAUAUAUACAAUAUUAUAUGUAUAUUAAAUUUAAUUAAUUGAUAAUUCAAAUACGCAAGCUCUUGAUUAUUACUGUAAGCAUAUACUCUCGUGAUUAUUCUGUGGAAUAGACUGUAAACUAUUAACUUGAGAUAAUUGAUUAAUUAAUACCCAGAUUAUCAGUAAUAUUACAUAUAAGAUACUUAGUCUAUUAAAUCGGGAAAGAGAUAAACUAUAAAUAUAAAUAAAUAAAAUGCAGUAUAUUAGUACGUAUUAUGGUAAUCGUCAUGUAUAUUUUAUGUAUACAUCUAAUAAAUAAUAAUCGAAUUAAAUAAUCAAUACUAAAUCACGUAAUUGAUUAGUUAAUGAGUUAAUUGUACUUAAUUAUUAUUGUUUAAGCGAUAAAAGAUAUGACUUAAUUGUAAUCAAACAGUUACUGUACGUAACUCUGCAGAGGAGUUAAGAACUUUGUAAUAAAAGUAAAUUUAAUAAUAAUUAAUGUAAUGCUGUCGUACGUAUAAAUAUUUAUGCAAAUGUAAAUAGUAGUUAUUAAUAUACAUAUAUAAAUAUAUAUUAUAUAUAAAUGUACUAUAUAUUAAGCCGAUAGAUAUUCUGUCGCAAAAUCUUCCUACGGUAAAAUAAAGAAAACUCGAAACUUGA